AUGACGCAGAGAAAUUCAGAUGCAAUCAUUGAUAUCACGCAUCCGAUUAAAUGCAUCAUUAUCAAUUGGGAACGUGCACUUGAUCACGUAGAGUAUGUAAUAGAAGUAACGAAUCAGUUACGAACUAUAAAACCGUGGCGUAUUCAGCGGCGUUAUGGACAAUUUCUGAAACUUAAUGCAGAAAUUGAAAAAUUUGGUAUUGAUUUAGAGUUUCCUCCAAAGAAAAUUAUUGGAAAUACGAAGGAACCCUUCAUCAAACGACGUAUGCUAGCACUUCAGGCUUUCCUUGAUGUUAUUUGUCUCCAUCCAGUUCUUUAUACAUGCCCACCAGUAGUCAGUUUUCUCGAAAGCUUCACCGAUUCAGAUGUCGAUUUACAUGAAUGGAUACUUCUAUCGCUCCGUGAUAAGCGUGAAUGGCUUAUUGAGAAACCUAGAAAACACUGUGGCUGGCGACCUGGCAAAGUGCAUUAUGAAGUCAAAUAUUGUCAUUCAAAAUUCAUGCUCUCCGGUGUUCGUUAUGGUCCAGACCGUUUUGGUACAGUGUCAGGUCUUAACAGUGUUUUGCAAUUUUUACGAAGCUUACAAUGUUCGCACUUAAAUGAGAGCGUUGCAAGUUGGGCUACUGAUGGUGGAAUCAUUUAUGUUAGAUCUAUUUUUAAGGAUGGAACAUUACGUGAUCAGUUGUGUAAGAGCGACUGGAAAGAUAAAUUUUUAACGAAGUACCGUGUAGAUAAUCCAAUAUGCUCGUUAGGGAAUCACGACAUUCGUUUUAUUAGUCGACAGUUGUUGGAAACAUUAACUUUCCUGAAUGCAGUCCCUGUACCAUAUCUUGAUAUACAUGCUGGAAAUAUUGUGGUCACAGAAUUUGGCUGCGAACUGAUAGAUUUAGAUCAAGUAUUGAGUGGGCAACCAAGUUUGCGGCGUCCAUCAUUAUUAAACUCUAACGCUAUAGAUAGCCUGGAGGACAUGUUUGUAUUUUCCUUCGGAGAAUUUUUGUUUGAACUGUUUACGGGUUUCUUAACUUUCCCUAUGCAUUCAGCUAUUCAAGCAAUUGCUUCUGUACCACCCAUGUUUCAGCCUUUGUUGAGCUCAAUAUUGCUUCCAGAAGUUCGAUCUCUUCCACGACUGCAAGAAUUAAUUGAUUCAUGUUUAUUUAUUGAUAUCCCAGUGGUAAGAAUCAGACAAAGAAAGAUUCGAAUACCGAGUGAUGUAAAAGAAGUCUUGGAUGGUCUUUGCAACAACAUUUUGGAGAGAUAUAAAAAGGAUUUAGUCCAGGUAAUCCUAUAA
Molecule: messenger RNA, 1287 nt
Organism: Thelazia callipaeda (thelaziosis nematode)
Lineage: Eukaryota; Metazoa; Nematoda; Chromadorea; Rhabditida; Thelaziidae
Source: the annotation of a GenBank genome assembly